AUGUGGGCUUUCAUGGAGGGCUGGCUCACCCCCAGCUCCCUCUUCAUCCUCCUCAACAUCACCAUCGGCACCAUCGUCCUCACUUCCCGCCUCAGCUCCUCCCCCAGGAAGCCGCUCCCCCACCACUACCACGACCAUCUCGGCCCCGACCACGCCCCCCCGCUCGCCCGCGCUCCUUCCCUCCUCCAGCGCGUCAGGUCCAUCGACUUCUCCCUCUACAAGUUCGGCCACCACGGCGGCGGAUACCCCGAGCCGGAGCCGGAGCCGGCGCACGCCCGGUACGAGCCGCACUCUUACCCGGAUCACGGUUACGCCGGCCACGUUGACGCGCCCCACUCUUACCCAGAUCACGGCUCGUCGUACCCGGAGCCGCAGUUCUCCCACCCGGCCGAUCCGCCGCCUCUCGCCCGGGCGCCUUCCUUCGUCGACCGGCUCAAGUCCUUCGACUUCUCUCUCUACAAGUACCAAGCGCCGAGCUACCCCCAGCCGCAAGCCGACCACGACGAGCGUCCGUCGGGACCGGAGUACGCGGACCGAGCCGAGCCGCCCCGGCUGGCCCGCGCCCCGUCUCUCCUCGAGCGUGUCAAGUCCAUCAAGUUGUCUUCGUUCUACAGAUCGAGCGAGCCCGACCCGGAUGAGGACGCGCCUCACCACCUCGGAGUCGACUCCGAUUCCGAAGACGACGACUCGGUUCCCUACGCCGACGCGGGCUGGGCCCGUGAGGACCAUCAAGUGAGGAGGGUCAGGUCAGACCCGAAGCCGACCACCCCCGGCGAGGGUUCGGCGCGGCGGCUCCCCGCCAAGAUGAAGAAGUCAGCCAGCGAGAGGUCGGCAGUCGGGCACUUCGAGGACGAGGAGGAGGAGGACCCGGUGGAGCGCCGGAGGCCCGAGACGGCGCGAGGAGGCAGGAAAAAGAGCGGCACCGCGGCGGCGCCGGCGCCCGAGGAAGAAGACGAGAUCGACGCGAAAGCCGACGCCUUCAUCAACCGGUUCAAGCGGGACCUGAAGCUGGAGAGGCUCGACUCGAUCAUGCGCUUCGAGGAGAUGCUGAGCAGGGGCGCUUCGUGA
This is a messenger RNA of Eucalyptus grandis, 1068 nucleotides long. Its product is annotated as pathogen-associated molecular patterns-induced protein A70. The transcript has 2 exons. The record is from RefSeq and is a predicted model, not a curated record. Bases 1 to 1068 code for a protein of 355 amino acids. NCBI's taxonomy places the organism in Eukaryota, Viridiplantae, Streptophyta, Magnoliopsida, Myrtales, Myrtaceae.